Polyodon spathula (Mississippi paddlefish) is the source of this 2290-nucleotide messenger RNA. RefSeq names its product dicarbonyl/L-xylulose reductase (gene dcxr). Gene Ontology annotation, biological process: glucose metabolic process; xylulose metabolic process. Gene Ontology annotation, molecular function: carbonyl reductase (NADPH) activity; L-xylulose reductase (NADPH) activity. Lineage: Eukaryota; Metazoa; Chordata; Actinopteri; Acipenseriformes; Polyodontidae. The transcript has 9 exons. The record is from RefSeq and is a predicted model, not a curated record. The coding region runs from base 484 to 1218 and encodes 244 amino acids.
UAAUACUGUACAUUGCGCUGCAUUAGCAUCACUGGAGUACGCAGCAGUGUUUUCCACCAUGCUUUAUGUGUUGGGUUGAAAUGUGCCAUUCUGCUUUGCUGAAACUGUGGGACUGGUGAAUGACACAGCUGCACAGAAAGCAUUGGGGUGGGAAGAUCUUUACCUGUGAAAAAUCCAGAACUGGAUUACAUAUUCUAUUGGGGGAAGCAAUACUACUAGAUUAGAAUUAAGAAUAUGCUGUUAAAAUGUGUUCUUUAAUUGGUCAAAUAAACUACUGCCAAAUUGGUACAAAUGCACAACAAUACAAAUUUGUGAAAUGCUUUCAUCAGUUAGUGGUAUAAAAAUAUCAUGCUGAUUCUCUGAGCUUUCCCGAUCCCCCUACCGUUGGCUACAGACUGUGAACUUCGCUCUCAUUUGCCUGCAACUUUCCGAGGCGUCGUAUCAUCAUAUUUGCACUCAGUUCCUUACGGUUGUUGUGAGACCAUGGAAAUCACGUUCACAGGCAAGCGAGCCUUGGUAACUGGCGCUGGUAAAGGGAUCGGGAGAGAUGCUGUGAAGGCGUUGCUGAAGUGCGGUGCCCAGGUGAUCGCAGUCAGCCGCACACAGGCAGACCUGGACAGUCUCACAGCUGAGUGCCCCUCGAUUGCACAGGUGUGUGUGGACCUGGCAGACUGGGACUCCACUCAGAAAGCUCUUCAGGAUGUGGGCCCUGUGGACCUGCUAGUGAAUAAUGCUGCCGUGGCCACGCUGCAGCCUUUCCUGGAGGUUACGCCACAGGAGUUUGAUAAGUCCUUCAAUGUGAAUGUAAAAGCAGCCUUGCAUGUGGCUCAGAUUGUUGCUCGGGGGAUGAGGUCCAGAGGGUCUGGUGGUUCCAUUGUCAACGUCUCCAGCCAGGCAUCCCAGUGUGCUUUGCAAGACCAUGCUGUUUAUUGUGCCACCAAGGGUGCUCUAGACAUGCUGACCAAAGUGAUGGCGCUGGAGCUGGGACCUCACAAGAUCCGUGUGAACUCUGUGAACCCCACUGUGGUGAUGACAGCGAUGGGCCGGAUCAGCUGGAGCGACCCCAUGAAGGCCGGGCCCAUGAUGUCACGCAUCCCCCUCGGGAAAUUUGCUGAGGUUGAAGAUGUGGUGAAUGCAAUCCUGUUUCUCCUCAGUGAGCAGAGUGCAAUGAUUACUGGAGCCACUCUGCCUGUCGAUGGAGGAUUCCUUGCUUGUUAACACUAUCACCGGGAGACAGAACAGUAAAGUGUCUGCGAAUUAAAUGGCGUCUGUAGGAACUAAUGUAUGGUUUCCUACUGAAGCUGUGUUGCAUUUCUAAUACAUUCUAUACUGACCAUACACUACUUGCUAAUGGGUCAGGCCAUGCCUAACUUGAUUUGAACCCUGCGUUAAAUCCUAAUUUAAUGUAAGACCUGUUUCAGAUUUGGCUAUAAUAGUUGCAAGAUGGUCUAUCAAUGAGAACAGUAUUGAAUUACUGAGCACAUUAUGCCAUACAGGUACACAAACUCACUGAGCUUUUCUGUAUAUGGUGUCUAUUAAUUUCAUACCCACUGUGCCUCAUUUAAAUGCAGUAUAGCUCUAGUCUUGAGGUGCAAUAUGUUUUCGGUGUUACUGUCUAAUCAUAGAUCAUUCAAUGGACUUGACACUCACACUAAAAAAUUAUUUUUUUAUAAUCCAGUCUUUGCUUAAUCAAAAAGUCAAAUAAAAAUGUAGUUGGAUACUUGGCAUUAUGUCUCCUCCAUCAUGUUUGCUUAUUUAAUUCAGCCUCGGGCUGGUUAGUAUGUCUAUAAAAGCUCUUGUGCCAGCUGACCUUUCCUUCAAUAUGGUAAAAUGUACACAUUUCGCAUGCAUAAUAAACUGAGCUAAUUUGCUAGCAGCAUCCCAGGCAGUGUUAGGAUCUCACUGUGCUAGCUCCUGAUGUUGCUACCCAGCCACACCCAGGCCAGGCCACCGUUCGGGCUAGAGUUCACUGAUAUCUCCCUGUCCCUGCCCGGGACCCCAGCGAGCUGACAGAAUCGCUGGCUGCUGCAGACACCUUUCUGGGAAACUGUGAGCCUGUGUCUAAUCACAGGAUGGGUGUCAACCUCACCAAAUGUUUACUUCAGCAUUCUGAAGACAGGAACUUUGUUGUAGAACUCAGUACUUGUAUAGUUACGAAAAUCCUGUUUGCAGUACUCGAUUGGCUCUGCAGUUUUUGAUAGUAGUUCUGUAUAGGUAAUGUUGUGUACAGUGUCUGUAGACCUUUGUUGGCCUGUGGUUAAUGUGAGAAAAUAAAGGUUUUGGAAAAUUA